Molecule: messenger RNA, 2014 nt
Organism: Syngnathus acus (greater pipefish)
Lineage: Eukaryota; Metazoa; Chordata; Actinopteri; Syngnathiformes; Syngnathidae
Gene: zic4
Product: zic family member 4
Exons: 2
Coding region: 405-1997 (530 amino acids)
Biological process (GO): regulation of transcription by RNA polymerase II; central nervous system development
Cellular component (GO): nucleus
Molecular function (GO): RNA polymerase II cis-regulatory region sequence-specific DNA binding; DNA-binding transcription factor activity, RNA polymerase II-specific
Source: RefSeq, a predicted model, not a curated record
CCCUUUUUUUUUUAAUGAUACAAUAACGUUUUGCAUAACUUUUUCUCCCUUCUCGAGUGUUGCCUGACGGCAGCGCGCAUGCGCGCCCCUCCUCUCGCUCGCUUGUCACCAUUUUUCUUCUGGUUGGGAAUGUGUCACCGGUGACGUCAAUCAGCCGCCUCUGACCAAUUAGAGCGCGGCCCGAUUGUUUGGCUCCGCGGGCUGCGAGCGCCCACCGCGAGCCGCUAUUCUCUAUCAAAUGCGUCCUGCUGCCCAGCGAAUGUAGCCCCGCCGCUACAUACAACUUUAGAAAGUUUUUUUUAGUAUUUCGGAAUUGCGAUUAAAACACGUUUGUCAUCAUUAUUGUUUUGCCCGCUGUCAAGUGCAAUAAUAAUAAUAACAAUAAUAAAAAGAUUAAAGGAGGAAUGAGCACCGAUGCGCUGAGAAGCCCCGCGAUGGACCCUGCCUUCCCCAAACGGAAUGUGGCGCUGAGAUUAGUUGAUUUGGCGGGGGCUCACCACCACCGCCGCCACCACCAUCAUCAUCACCGCCACCCUGCCCCUCCGAGCGUGACAGGCUUCCCGGGGUUCGGCAGCCAUCCGCACUCAAUGGCUCACGCGCACCCCGGGGAGAUGACUGCGGAACCCUGCCUGGGGCCGAGUCCAUUCGGGCCAGAACACAUGGGGCACUCGGCGGCCCUCAAAAUCAGCCCAGCCCAUCAUUAUCACCAGCAGCACCAGCCUCAGCACAAUCAUCACAUGGCAGGCCACAGUCAAGUGGUCUCCAGUCAAACGGGAGCUUUCGGGGCGACGCCGGUGCCCUACGCGGGUAUGACGCACCCGGCUGAGGCGCUGACCGCAGGUAGGGACUUCCUCCGCGCCAUGCCGGGGCUGGCCGACCAUCAUCACCACCACCACCAGCAGCAGCAGCAGCAGCAGCACACUGCCGCCGCCGCUUCUCACCACGGAAUGUUUGUCUCGACAACAGGUAGCUACCCCGCGCACUACGGCCACGACGCCGGCAACCAUGCGCUCUUUUCCGGGCUGCACCAAGAGCAGCCUCCGGGCGGCCAACUCCGCUUGGGACUACCGGGGGACGUGUACGUGCGCUCGGAGCACUUGGCGGCGGGCACCCGAGCCGAUGCAUUUUACGGGGGGCUUAAUCUGAAUCUGGGCGCGCACCACCACCCGCACGCGCACCAGCACUCUCCUCACGGAAGCGGCGCAUUUUUCCGCUACAUGCGGCAACCCAUCAAGCAGGAGCUGAUCUGCAAGUGGCUGGAGCCGGGAGAAAAGCGCUGCGCACGCACUUACGGCACUAUGCACGAGCUGGUCACGCACGUCACCGUGGAGCACGUCGGCGGGCCCGAACAGGCCAACCAUAUCUGCUUCUGGGAAGAGUGUCCGCGCGAGGGCAAACCCUUCAAGGCCAAGUACAAGCUGGUCAACCACAUCCGCGUCCACACGGGCGAGAAGCCCUUCCCGUGCCCCUUUCCCGGCUGCGGGAAAGUCUUUGCGCGCUCGGAAAACCUCAAAAUCCACAAAAGGACGCACACAGGUGAGAAGCCGUUCAAGUGCGAAUUCGCUGGCUGCGACCGGCGCUUCGCGAACAGCAGCGACCGCAAAAAGCACUCGCACGUGCACACGUCCGACAAGCCGUACAACUGCAAAGUGCGUGGCUGCGACAAAUCCUACACUCACCCGAGCUCGCUGCGCAAACACAUGAAGGUGCACUGCAAGUCCCCUCCGCCGCCCAGCUCCGGCUACGAGUCGUCCACGACGUCCCUCGUGUCUCCCUCCUCCGACCAGGGCCGCGAGCCGCCGGCGCCGCCGCCGGGAGGCGCGCCUGGCCCUGGCACCGCCUCCGCCCCCUCCUCGCACCCGGCCAACCUGAGCGAGUGGUACGUGUGCCACAGCUCCGGGGCCAGCGGGGUCCACAGUGGACCCUCCACGCCUGAAUCGGCCACCGAGGAGGACGAGCCCUCAUACAGGGACCGGGACUUGAGGGACAACUUCUAGACUCGCUGCCAAAAAAA